UACCCGAAUAUUUAACGGUAAAGCAUUGAAUAUGCAAAGAAUGUGUCACAGUUCAUAAACUGAUACCUCUGUCAUACUGAACUCAUUAUUUGACUUGGUCAAGAGGUGUUAAAAAUGAUAAAUGCUUUCGAACCAAGGUGUAAAGAAAGCUACCGAUCAUCCGUUAGUUUUGGUCUGGACGUCUUAAUAACAGCAUUGUCUUGUGAACGGUGUUCAAAAAUGUCUUGGUAUAAGUGUUACAGUUUCGCCAUGUUUUUGGUGAUCACCAACCUCAGUAGAACUACCGGAUACCGAACGAAAUCAUUUGAUUGCGGUCCAUAUGGUUUCAUUUGCGAACCGAACAAUAAAAUUAGAAUUUGCGAAGGCGAAAAUAUAAUGGGCCCGUCAUUCCUCUGCCCACCAAAUACAAUCUGUAACGAAGAUUCGGAUGCUGUUUGUGAAAGUACAGUCAAUUACAUCGACUCUGUAUUCACAAGAGCCAUACGCUGCCAUCGGCAUGAAAGGAUAGCGGAUCCCAACGUUCCAAACUGCAAGGGAUAUAUACUUUGCAUUCCUAAUAAGAAUCGCUUCCAAGGAAUUAAGUUUACAUGUUCCGGCAACACUAUAUUUAACGGGUACACGCGGACAUGUUCUUCACCAGAAAAAUAUAAGUGCCCGUUGGUAAACACUACCAAAACAAACUUAGAACUUUUCAGUGGAAAUCGUAGGAUAGAUACGAACAGAGGAAACCAAAGAUUAUCGGACUCUCACAAGCCUUCACACAAGCCACGGCCAAUAGAUUGCAAAAAUUACAAAUUCUCGGUAACCCAAGACAACACUCCCGCCCGGGCGACAUACUUUUGCCCCUCGAGGCCUGCAAACGGCGAAAGAACAAUACAUUGCACAAUAUUUUCCAAUCAAUUCUGCAUUACGCUGGAAAAGGAUGAAGAAGAUCAGUUCAUACAAGAAAAUGGUGCGGCGUAUCGAAAACCACGAAUGUGAAGUACGUUUCAAAUUAAACAUUAGUAUUUUACAGUG
Molecule: messenger RNA, 1017 nt
Organism: Manduca sexta (tobacco hornworm)
Lineage: Eukaryota; Metazoa; Arthropoda; Insecta; Lepidoptera; Sphingidae
Exons: 2
Coding region: 115-981 (288 amino acids)
Cellular component (GO): extracellular region
Molecular function (GO): chitin binding
Source: RefSeq, a predicted model, not a curated record